GGGGAGGAACAUGGAUGAGAAGCUGCAAGCGCAUCAGGUUGACAUCGACCCGGAUUUUGAACCCCAGAGCCGGCCUCGCUCCUGCACCUGGCCGCUGCCUCACCCCGACUUCCCGGGAGAAGAGGACGAUGGAGCCGCGGCUGCCGGCGCUGCUGGUGGUGGCGGCGGUGGUGGAGGAGGCGGCGGCUCCAAGCACCCCUUGGCCGGCGGAACGGAAGGCGCCGAGAACGCCGGAGUGGCGUCGGAGCGCGGCAAAGCCGCCCCGGCGCUGCCUUCGCUGGGCGCGGACGUUGGACAGCUCCGCAAGGCGAAGACCUCGCGGCGCAACGCCUGGGGCAACCUCUCUUACGCGGAUCUCAUCACCAAAGCGAUCGAGAGCUCCCCGGAGAAGCGGCUCACCCUCUCGCAGAUCUACGACUGGAUGGUCAGAUACGUCCCUUAUUUUAAGGAUAAAGGAGACAGCAACAGUUCGGCUGGUUGGAAGAACUCGAUCCGGCACAACCUGUCUCUGCACACCCGCUUCAUCCGCGUGCAGAAUGAGGGCACGGGCAAGAGCUCCUGGUGGAUGCUGAACCCCGAAGGGGGCAAAACUGGCAAGACGCCCCGCAGGCGAGCUGUCUCCAUGGACAACAACAGCAAGUUCCUGCGGAUCAAGGGCAAAGCCAGCAAGAAAAAGCAGCUGCAGGCAGCCCAGGAGCGCGGAGAGGAGAGCCCGGUCAGCCAGCAGGCCAAGUGGUCGGAGAGCCCCAACUCCCACGCGAGCGAGGAGUACGACGCUUGGGCCGACUUCCGGACGCGGGCCAACUCCUCGGCCAGCACCUUGAGUGGGCGCCUCUCCCCCAUCAUAGCCAACCACGAGCCGGACGAGCUGGAAGAGGAUGACGGGACUCCGUCCUCCCCGCUGAUGUACCCCAGCCCGUCCAGCACCAUGUCCCCCUCCUUGAACGCCCGCUGCUCCGUGGAGAUGCCCCGGCUGACCGAUCUCACCGGCACCAUCAACCUGAACGAGAGCCUUGGUGAGAGCCUCCUGGAAGACCUGCAGGACAACUACAGCAUGAGCCCUGCCCAGCCGCUGCCCGCCGGGGGCCUCCGGCAGAGGAACUCCAGCUUCAGCUUCAACUCUAAGUGCUCUGCUGUGGGCGCUGGGGGAGGAGGAGGAGGAGGAGGUGGCGGUGGAGGAGGAGGAGGAGGAGGAGGGAGCACCUACUGUGGGACCAUCUACAGCCAGCCGGCCAUGAGCCUUAUGCGGCGCCUGCCCAUGCAGACCAUCCAGGAGAACAAGCAGGCCACCUUUGCUCCCAUGAACUCCUACCGCAAUGCCUCCUUGCAGGACCUGCUCUCCUCCAUCUCCUACGCCCACAAAGAGGGCGAGGCGCACAUGCCGCAAGCCAGCAGCAUGGGGCCACCCCGCGGCCACAGACAAAACCCCCUUGUGUGUGGCGGCGGGGGUGGCGGGGGUGGUGGAGAGAUAGGUCUUGUCCCCUACCCUCCCCACUCGUCAUCCCUCAUGAAGAGCAACGCGUUGUACCACCCGUCACCAGCCAGCCACCACCACCACCACCCAAUCAGCAACAGUGCCUUACCCUCUCCUAUCAGCCUUAUGAGCCUGCCCAAUGACUCUUGCAGCAUGGUGGCCAUGCCCCAUCACGGGCACAUCCAUUCCUACAUCAACAACCAAGGGGCGCACAUGAGUCUGCUAGACUCCUUGCAGGGACCCUACCCAGAAGCCAUGCACACCCCUGUUUUGGGCCAGGACAGAUUCCCAGCAGACUUGGACUUGGACAUGUUCAACGGUAGCUUGGAGUGCGACGUGGAGUCCAUCAUCCUCAACGACUUUAUGGACAGCGACGAGAUGGACUUCAACUUUGACUCAGCUCUUCCGCCGCAAAACGGCCUCAACAUGGCCACUUUGCCCAGCGCCCCGCAGCCCACCAAUCAGAGCUGGGUGCCAGGGUGAGACCUACUUCAGACAACUCUGACCCACCAGUCAGCAGGAUGAGAGGGUGGGGUGUGUGUGGAAACAAACUUUCUCCCCCGCCCUACUCCGCCUUUCUUAUUUUCUUUGCCUUCAUUUGUUCAGCCAGGCUAGAGCCAUCUGUUUAAACUUGACAACAACACUAAAUACACACAUACACACACACACACACACAAAUACACAAUGUAGGGUAAAAUGUUUUGAAAGGUACCGGCGACUACUCGCUUGUGCCAGGUGUAUCGUGCAGUAAGUCAGAUCUGUCUUUGAUGUGUGCAAUAGGCACAAGUUAGCCAUGGCAUUGCAGAGCUGCUGCCCGCCCACCCCCUUCCCUCCCCCCUUCCCUCCCCCUCCCUUCCUGGGCACCUGCACUAUUGCACAGAAAGAAGGAACUAGUGAUUUGUGGCUAGAAGAGUCAUCUGGGUCUCCACGGUGGCCUAGGUAGCCUCAGUGAAUUGACAGCUCUGGCUUUUCAUUCACCCCUUUCCUAAUUGUUUUCAGUACCGCUCAAAUCUAAUUGGACACCCUAGCUCCAUUUCCUGGCCUUUGCCCACCUGUGACACUCCUUUGGCAAAGGCCAGUAGCUUAGGAUCCCCUUACUUUUAUUAUGGUGGGGGACGGGGCUCUGCGCGGUCUUGAUAGAUAGCAGCACCAAGAGCUUCAGGGGAGAAGCUUGCAGCACUAAAGGCAGUUGUAACAUCAGUUUGCUCUGCUACCAUCCCUGCCCAGCUGUUCCCACCUGCAAUCACACUCAUGGCAUGGCUGGUGCAGAAGGGAGGGGCUCCCCCCAACCAUUGUAGAUCCAGCAACUGACAUUGUGGUUUCCAUAGCCCACUGUGCAAAGGGAAGCUGAUCUGAGCAGCGCCAGCUUUUUCACACACACCCCAACCCCAUGCUUGCAACAAGAAACAACAGGCAGUUGGGGGCAUGAAAUGUGUGUGCGUACAGCACAAGCAGAGGCAUGUGUGCUAGCAUGGGUUUGCUUCAGUGCGCAAGCACUGCACAACUUUUUGCACACAUGAGUGGCACUUACUGCUACGUUAAGAGCCAGCCACAGGUUUGGCAUGGCGACUGCUGUUGCUGCUGGCCUGGGAAACGGCCAGGGUAAGCAGGGAGGCAGGGAUGGGGAGCAAUGGCAACUAUUUAUUCUGGCGGUAUGCACCCUCUGGCCUGCGAAGGCUCGCCAUCGCCAAUGCUACCCUUGCUAGAUAUGCGCGGGACCUUGUAGCCUGUAAAGCGAGGAGGGCAGCUAUAGCAGGUAAAGAUUCAGGAAGUGGGGAGGAAGGUGCAAUAAACCAAGAUACACACAGACACAGGGGUGGAGAAGGAGGGCUAUUGGCAAAAAUCUGGAAUUUGACCAGCCCAAGAUCAUCUAGGCUAGGAGAGGUGAUGUGGCUUCCUAUGAAAGCUGUAGUCCGAAGGCUGAAAAUGAAGGAGCCCAAGACACCUCAAAGUAACUAGUUUUCUACUUAGGCAGCCCAUAGCAGGUUAGUGGUGGACAGAUGUUAGUGAUGAUUAGGGAAAACAGGUGAUGGGUGAAGCUAGAGUUUCUCCCCAGUGCGGAGCUCUUAAAAGUACUGGAGUGCCAUACAAAGUUCUGCUGGACAGCCAUAGGUUCUGUCUAUAUCAGCAUACUUUUUUUGCACAAAGUCAGGACCUAUCAAUUGGGCCAUCUGAAAUGUUCACCCUGUAACAAUAAGGAUAGGUGUCAGUAGCCUGCAGAGUUUGGAAAUGUGAUCAGUUUCUGAUAGCACCUCUAGUUGUAGCUAGGCA
Messenger RNA from Podarcis raffonei (Aeolian wall lizard), 3745 nucleotides. RefSeq names its product forkhead box O6 (gene FOXO6). Lineage: Eukaryota; Metazoa; Chordata; Lepidosauria; Squamata; Lacertidae. Gene Ontology annotation, molecular function: DNA-binding transcription factor activity, RNA polymerase II-specific; RNA polymerase II cis-regulatory region sequence-specific DNA binding. Gene Ontology annotation, biological process: regulation of transcription by RNA polymerase II. Gene Ontology annotation, cellular component: nucleus. The record is from RefSeq and is a predicted model, not a curated record. The transcript is spliced from 2 exons. The coding region runs from base 11 to 1957 and encodes 648 amino acids.